Molecule: messenger RNA, 1047 nt
Organism: Spinacia oleracea (spinach)
Lineage: Eukaryota; Viridiplantae; Streptophyta; Magnoliopsida; Caryophyllales; Amaranthaceae
Product: gamma-glutamylcyclotransferase 2-3
Exons: 8
Coding region: 99-692 (197 amino acids)
Biological process (GO): glutathione catabolic process
Cellular component (GO): cytoplasm
Molecular function (GO): glutathione specific gamma-glutamylcyclotransferase activity
Source: RefSeq, a predicted model, not a curated record
GUUUUUCCACCUGUCAUUUCUCUCUCCUCUUCAAAGUACUGAAAGUGCACUUUUCCAGUUUCCAUUUCCACACAAGUUCCGAGUUCCGAGUCACAGAAAUGGUGUUAUGGGUAUUCGGGUAUGGAUCAUUGAUAUGGAAAGCAGGGUUCAAUUACGAUGAACGUCUUCCUGGAUUCAUCAAGGGAUAUCGCCGUGUUUUCUAUCAAGGAAGUACUGAUCAUAGAGGAACACCAGAUUACCCAGGAAGAACUGUCACAUUAGAGCCUGCUCCUGAAGAAAUUUGUUAUGGAGUUGCUUACAAAGUGUCUCAAAAGGAGGAUAUUGAAACUGCAAUCACGUAUUUGGAGGUGAGAGAGAAACAAUACGACCAAAAAGAUUAUUUGGAUUUUUAUACGGAAUCAACUAAUUCAACACCAGCGUUGAGUAGUGUCUUGGUAUAUGUAGCCUCUUCAGAUAAAAAGCUCAACCAGAACUACCUGGGUCCUGCAUCACUAGAGGAGAUAGCCAAGCAAAUUGUGCGUGCAGAAGGCCCCUCGGGACCUAACAGAGACUAUCUGUUUCAACUCGAGAAAGCACUCAUUGAACUAGGAUGCAAGGAUGCUCAUGUAAUGGAUCUUGCAAGGGAAGUGAGAUGCAUUCUUUCCGAGGAGGUGAAGAGCUCGGAGGAUGGCGAUUUGUGUGAAUCGAGUUAAAAGCAUUGGUGUUCUUCUGUCAAGCCCCUCGAAACACAAUAUUGUUGCUUGAUUAUACCUGAAGCAUUGUUCUUUCUAGGCAUUCGCCUAGAAAGCCUAUUUAGACACUAUAUUAUCAUAAAAAAAAUACCAAUUUGUGCCGAUUGAUGUUGAAUUUGGAGGUGUUGUUUUUACUAUCAGCACGGGACUUUUGAACUUAAAUUAGAUGUAGCAUAAAUUAAUGUAAAAUUAUUGUUAUAAUUAUUAAACCGUGCAUCGAAUGGGUGAUAUACGCCUAUAAGAGCAUCUUUAACGGUAAGAGAAUUCCCUAUGGUUGUAGCUAGGGACUAGCUUACAACUUUUAGAAAUUCCGAGC